UCAAAAAAUUUCAUAAUGGCCUUAAAGAGUAUUCAUACAUUUGCCUUAUUGUUUUUAUUUGUUACUUUUAUGAAGUUGAGUUAUCAUAGUGAGGCUGCAAAUGGUGAUAAAUCUGGCUUGGGAGCUUCUUUUAUAUUCGGUGAUUCUUUGGUCGAUGCUGGAAAUAAUAACUAUUUACAAACUCUGUCUAAAGCGGAUAUCCGGCCUAAUGGUAUCGAUUUUAAGGCUUCUGAUGGUUCCCCUACCGGCCGGUACACCAAUGGAAGAACCAUUGGUGACAUUGUAGGGGAAGAACUAGGGCAACCAAAUUAUGCAGUUCCAUUUUUAGCUCCAAAUUCCACAGGAAAAGCUAUAUUAUAUGGUGUAAAUUAUGCUUCAGGAGGAGGAGGAAUUAUGAAUGCAACUGGAAAAAUAUUUGUAAAUAGGCUAAGCAUGGACAUUCAAAUAGAUUAUUUUAACAUUACUAGAAAACAAAUUGAUAAAUUGUUGGGUGCAUCCAAAGCAAGAGAUUUUAUUAUGAAGGAAUCAAUAUUUUCUAUUACGGUUGGGUCUAAUGAUUUCUUAAAUAAUUACCUUCUUCCGGUUCUCUCGGUAGGAGCAAGAAUUACUGAAAGUCCUGAUGCAUUCAUUGAUGACAUGCUCAAUCAUUUCAAAAACCAACUUACGAGGCUAUAUAAAUUGGAUGCUCGAAAGUUUGUGAUUGGAAAUGUUGGACCAAUAGGGUGCAUACCGUAUCAGAAGACAAUAAAUCAAUUGAAGGAGAAUGAAUGUGUAGAAUUGGCUAAUAAAUUGGCAAUUCAAUACAAUGGGAGAUUGAAAGAUUUGCUUGCUCAAUUGAACGAUAAUCUUCCUGGAUCUACAUUUGUUCAUGCCAAUGUCUAUGCUUUAGUCAUGGAAGUCAUCACAAAUUAUGAUAAAUAUGGGUUUACAACAGCAACAAAAGCCUGUUGUGGGAAUGGAGGGCAAUUUGCAGGGAUAAUUCCAUGUGGACCGACCUCUACUAUGUGUGAAGAUCGUUCAAAGCAUGUAUUUUGGGAUCCUUAUCAUCCAAGUGAGGCAGCUAAUGUUCUACUUGCGAAGCAACUUCUUGAUGGAGAUCAAAAUUAUAUUUCUCCUAUCAAUCUUAGGCAACUCAGAGAUCUUUAAUUGUACUUUAAUUACAAGAUAGAUACACCCCAAAAUAGCCAAUGUUUUUAUGUCAAACGAACUUAAAAAUUCCGAUUUUUCAUAUUUAAAAGUUUGUAUUUUCGCAUUGCUUUGUAUCAUCAUGAUCCUAUGACCAGGCCAUUAUAACACGUUUUUUGCCCCGGGCCUUCAAGUCA
Messenger RNA from Mercurialis annua (annual mercury), 1322 nucleotides. RefSeq names its product GDSL esterase/lipase At2g23540-like. The transcript has 5 exons. Gene Ontology annotation, molecular function: hydrolase activity, acting on ester bonds. Lineage: Eukaryota; Viridiplantae; Streptophyta; Magnoliopsida; Malpighiales; Euphorbiaceae. Bases 16 to 1146 code for a protein of 376 amino acids. The record is from RefSeq and is a predicted model, not a curated record.